Molecule: messenger RNA, 3677 nt
Organism: Scleropages formosus (Asian bonytongue)
Lineage: Eukaryota; Metazoa; Chordata; Actinopteri; Osteoglossiformes; Osteoglossidae
Product: ATP-binding cassette sub-family G member 1
Exons: 15
Coding region: 108-2129 (673 amino acids)
Biological process (GO): transmembrane transport; cholesterol efflux; cholesterol homeostasis
Cellular component (GO): plasma membrane
Molecular function (GO): ATP binding; ABC-type sterol transporter activity; ATP hydrolysis activity
Source: RefSeq, a predicted model, not a curated record
UGCUGGAGAGGCUGGGCGUCAGCGACCGCCGCGGACAGAGGGAGAUAGAGAGCGAGGAAGAGAGAAAAGCGGUCCCGGCUGCAUCCUUCACAGACUGACCUCGUCACAUGGCCUGUCUUAUGGCUGCCUUUUCUGUGAACAGCGCAGCGGUCACAAACUCCAUUAUUAUGAAUUCCAAUGGGCCUCCUGAUUUGAUGCUGGACUCCAGAACUGUGUGUGUCUCUGUUGAUGAGGUGGUAUCCAGCAAUGCUGGAAGUCAACAGGUUCCACUUCUGAAUGGGCACCUCAGGAAAGUGGAGAACAGUAUUACUGAAGCCCACCGGUUUUCUUACCUGCCACGGCGGCCAGCAGUUAACAUUGAAUUCAAAGACCUCUCCUAUUCGGUCCCAGAAGGCCCAUGGUGGAGAAAAAAAGGUUGCAAGACCCUUUUGAAGGGCAUCUCUGGGAACUUUAGCAGUGGUGGCCUGGUCGCCAUCAUGGGCCCCUCUGGAGCUGGAAAAUCCACUCUCAUGAACAUUUUAGCUGGCUACAGAGAGACAGGAAUGAAGGGGAAGAUUCUGAUAAACGGACAGCCACGGGAUCUUCGUUCUUUCCGCAAGGUGUCGUGUUAUAUCAUGCAGGACGAUAUGCUCCUGCCACAUUUGACAGUUCAAGAAGCCAUGAUGGUAUCUGCUAAUCUUAAACUCCAGGAAAAGGAUGAAGGUAGAAGAGAAAUGGUUAAAGAGAUCCUGACUGCUCUUGGGCUCCUUGAGUGUGCCAAGACUCGCACAGCCAAUCUGUCAGGGGGCCAGAGAAAGCGGCUGGCCAUUGCACUGGAGCUGGUCAACAACCCACCGGUCAUGUUCUUCGAUGAGCCUACUAGUGGUCUGGACAGCGCUUCAUGCUUCCAGGUGGUGUCUUUGUUGAAGGCUCUCGCCCAAGGUGGCAGAACCAUUAUCUGCACCAUCCACCAGCCCAGCGCCAAACUGUUUGAGCUCUUUGACAAGCUGUAUGUUCUGAGUCAAGGACAGUGUAUCUACCAGGGCAAGGUGUCCAACCUUGUUCCAUACCUCAGUGAGCUUGGACUCAACUGCCCAACGUACCACAAUCCAGCAGAUUUUGUGAUGGAGGUGGCCUCAGGGGAGUAUGGCGAACAGACAGCCAGAUUGGUGUGGGCCGUUCAGGAAAAGAAGUGUGAGAGGGACUACAGAAUGGAGAAGCAUGAUGAAGGGACUCUCAACCCGUUCCUCUGGCAGCGGCCCGCAGAGGAGGAUUCUGCCUUUACGGAGGGUUGCCAUAGCUUCUCUGCCAGUUGCCUGACUCAGUUUUGCAUCCUUUUCAAGAGGACGUUCCUAAGCAUCAUGAGGGAUUCGGUGUUGACUCACCUGCGAAUCACCUCCCACAUUGGCAUUGGCAUCCUGAUCGGCCUUCUCUACUUGGGCAUUGGUAACGAAGCCAAAAAAGUUCUCAGCAACUCCGGCUUCCUCUUCUUUUCCAUGCUGUUCCUCAUGUUUGCAGCUCUUAUGCCCACCGUGUUAACAUUUCCUCUUGAGAUGGGAGUUUUUCUACGAGAACACUUGAACUACUGGUAUAGCCUGAAGGCUUACUAUCUGGCAAAGACCAUGGCGGAUGUUCCCUUCCAGGUGGUCUUUCCAGUGGCCUACUGCAGCAUUGUUUACUGGAUGACCUCCCAGCCAUGUGACGUCUUGCGAUUUGUGCUCUUCCUUGCUCUGGGAACCAUGACCUCACUGGUGGCCCAGUCCUUGGGCCUUCUAAUAGGGGCAGCCUCCACCUCUCUACAGGUGGCAACAUUUGUGGGUCCAGUGACAGCCAUCCCCGUACUGCUCUUCUCAGGCUUCUUUGUUAGUUUUGACACUAUCCCCAAGUACCUGCAGUGGAUGUCAUACAUUUCCUAUGUCAGGUAUGGCUUUGAGGGUGUGAUCCUGUCUAUCUAUGGGCUGAACCGCGAGGACCUGCACUGUGAAAAGGAUGACACGUGCCACUUUCAGAAGUCAGAGGCCAUCCUCAGGGAGUUGGAUGUGGAGAAUGCUAAGCUGUACCUGGACUUUAUUGUGCUGGGCAUCUUCUUUGUCUCCCUCCGCCUCGUGGCCUACUUUGUUCUGCGCUACAAGAUCAGUUCCGAGCGGUAGACUGGGAGAGGACUCACGGGACCAGGGAAGUGUUGGUUGAGUCACCUUAGUGGCAGCCGCUCUGCGGUUCCUGCUGACAGUCAGUCUAGCAAUGCAGGCUUUGACUCAGGCCUAAAAACUCAGAAAAAUAUAGAGCGAUGCAUUAAGGUCUGAUUUUCUUCAGUGGUAAUAACACCUAGGAAAGAAAACAACUCCUUGGAUGGUAGAAGCAUUCAGAAUUACUUUACAGUCGAAUGUAUGUUGUACCAUACAGUAGAUGUUUGAACAAACUUGACAACAUAUUUUGUGUUUCCUUUAAGUGGGACUUUCUGUUGCAUAAUAUUUAAGGAUAGUGGCAAAAUAAUUGUCUUGGUUCCAUGGAUUUUACAUGCCGGCCGUUUUGUAUCGUUGAUGGAAAUUUCAGUCUAGGUGGUAGUAAUAAGCAUUGCUUCCUUCUGAUCACAAACAAAACACGGUUUAUUAAGGUACAGGUGAUCUAUAUAAGCACAGUUUCUCUUUAAGAGAAGCUGUACGAAAGUUUCACAGGUGUGUCCACCAUCUGUAAAACUUUGCAUUAUUGCCUGUAUAUGUGUGUUUAACGCAGCCAUUGUGCUAAACCAGCAAGAGACAGAGAACAAGGGCUAUACAUAAUGGUAAUAAGGCUCAUGUAAGUAAGGUAAGUAGGGUGUAAAGUAAGGUGUUGACUCUUUCAAGGCAUCAUGGAAACCAGGGCUGUAUCCCAUUCCGUUUUAAAGAUGUUACAAACCAAUAUAGAAAAAGUCAACUGCCAUACCAAAGAAUUGCUCUUCUGAGAGGCCACCAUACUUUAUUAUGUUAACAAUCACAAACUUCUCUGCUUACUCACACUCCAGUUAAUGUGCAAAACUGAUUCAUUGGUUCAAAAUCCCCACUCAGGUCUUUGCUUGAGACCCCUGGGUUGAUUUGGCCAGAACUCUGAUGCAGGUAUUGGUACACUCGUAUUAAGUCAGGGAAUUCCCUCCGUGUGAUGGGAACCACAAAGAGGUUUUCAUGUUGACCUGCCUAAUCAGAUAUAGCCGCUGCUCAUGAACUGAAGUGUGUGAUCUGUUGCAUGUUGGACAUGCGAGUUGAAGUCUUGUUGAAGUUGAAGAAAUGGGGUGGCCACUCAUUUUUUUAACUGGAGACAAAAAAGCUUCAACCUUAUCUGCUCUUGUGUUGCAGUCUAAAUUAUUUAUUAGAAAUUCAGAGAAGCAAAGCCAAGCUCAAUCAAAAGACUUUUUAUCAUGGAAUUAAUCUUUUUUUAUGAAUCUGUUCUGUACUACUUUUAACUACACACAUCUUCCAUCCAUAUUAAUCUUUAAUUCUGUUUUUAUAUUUGGAUACCACCUUUUGUUUGCAUUACAUAAUAAAUUUCACACAUGCACAUUAUUCAGAUUGAAAAUUCAGCAUGUCUCUUCAUAUUUGAAAUCUUUAAGAAAAGAGACAUAUGCUUUUGUUUUCACCGAUCCACCUUGCUUGGUGUUGCGGUUUGUGAUUGGUCCAACUAUUUAUAAUUUACAUACACAUUUAAUACAUGUCAGCAAAUGAGAA